CCUUCAUGUCAAGUGUAUCUGAUAUCCUCCGGAGAAUAGGAGUUUAUAGGAGUUCAAAUAUCUCCGGCUUGUCGUAUCCAACGACUUCACUUCGUUUGGGACCCCUGUUUAACGCCGAUUAUCUCCGAAUAUUCAGAGUCAACGGUUCUAAUCAACCUCGAGUUGUACAUUUGAAUUCUCCCCUCGCGCAUAAAAUGAUGGAACCUCUAUUACUCGCUAGAUACGAUCUUGUUGGUCUAGCUCAGGUUGCUGCUGGAGUUGCAGCGGAGACGAUGCUAUGACCCGACGGUGUGACAACAAGCCGUCGGCGCAAUGGGAAUUAACUUUUAUACGGUCCUGGCUACUUCAUGUUGUUUGAGCUCCUAGCAUCUCCAAUAUCUUCAUUUAUGUAUAGAAAAGUCUCCUAUAGUCGCGGAAGUCGUGCAAUGAGUCAAGCCGUAGGGUGAUUCAGUUCAUCCGAACGAAGGAGUGAUCGCGUAUAUAGAGGAUAAAAUAUGUGGCUUUUUAACUAUGCUCAACGUCAACCAUUUACGGCCGCAGUCUGAACUUGGUUCUGCUACGAUUUCGCAGGACCAACCAUUUUGGCUCAGCGAACGCCCCUAAAUCAGCUACCCAAGCCAUACAACGUAAUUUAAUCAUGUCAACAGCCGGCGACAACGCGAGCGCCUUCCCAGGCCGCUUGCUACGAAUGACUCUCCAAGUCUACGCAAACACGAAGAACAAGCCCGAGGACAACGAAGCCUUCGCCCGUGAAUACCAUGCCAAAGUAGCUAGCAUCCAUGCCCGGAAUGGUAUCGAGGCAUACCAGCAAGUCUUCACGCCCCCGCCGUACCGCGCCGCUCUGGACGAGAUGAACCGUGCCAGGAACCGUGGCUGGGUUGUCGACGACCACGACCUCACCGCCGAGUUCUACUUCCGCAACUUCGCGGAGCUCGAGAAGGUGCGCGCGGACCCGGACUUCCAGGCGCUGCAGGCCGCCGAGGGGCCCUACGUUAACCUGGUGCAUACCGUCGUCUCGCUGGGCUGGGUGGAGAAGUACGUCGAUGCCGGGAAGGUGGUUAAUAUUGGUGAGGACGGGAAGUCGAUGUAUCCGCCUUGGAAGGAGUUAAUGGAUCUUAGUACGGCGAGGGGGCCGGUGGAGGCGGGGAAGUGAGGUAGGAGGUUGGGUUAAGGAAGGGUUUGGGUUAAGGAAGGGGUUGGGUAGAUGGGUAGAUACUUAUCUCGAGGAGUAGGUGGUGAGUUUGAGGGCUUGGAAGCUUUCUUUGCUGUAGCCUGAGCACUUUUAGGUGUUUGAGGUUGAGUAUCGUCGGCGACUUCCUUCAUCUGGCGAGGGUUGUUGAUAGUCAGUGCCGAGGUAAACUCCUUAAUGCCAUAGGUACCCAGAUACGAAGGGACUUAGAAGAGUGAUUCAUUCAUAAGAUACCAUCUUUGAUUAUAAGUCAAGUUUAAGGACUAUGAGAAGAGUUUGUAUUAUCUAGACAGGUA
This is a messenger RNA of Annulohypoxylon truncatum, 1485 nucleotides long. RefSeq lists its product as uncharacterized. The coding region runs from base 638 to 1153 and encodes 171 amino acids. The transcript is spliced from 3 exons. The record is from RefSeq and is a predicted model, not a curated record. NCBI's taxonomy places the organism in Eukaryota, Fungi, Ascomycota, Sordariomycetes, Xylariales, Hypoxylaceae. Gene Ontology annotation, molecular function: oxidoreductase activity.